Oncorhynchus keta (chum salmon) is the source of this 1470-nucleotide messenger RNA. RefSeq names its product dedicator of cytokinesis protein 1-like. The annotation marks the transcript as partial. The transcript has 15 exons. The record is from RefSeq and is a predicted model, not a curated record. Gene Ontology annotation, biological process: cell migration; small GTPase-mediated signal transduction. Gene Ontology annotation, molecular function: guanyl-nucleotide exchange factor activity; small GTPase binding. Gene Ontology annotation, cellular component: cytoplasm; plasma membrane. NCBI's taxonomy places the organism in Eukaryota, Metazoa, Chordata, Actinopteri, Salmoniformes, Salmonidae.
AUGGCGCCCCUUGUGUUCAGUGCUGGAAAGGAUGGGAUACCUGUGGGUUACAAGGUUUUGGCCCUGCUGUCAGCAGAAAGUGAUGAGUGUAUCGAGGGUUAUGCUGCAGAUGUCCCCUCAGCAAUCUACAACUGUGAUGUCCGUGGAGAAGCUGUCGCUAUACAGAUUGGAGACACAGUCCACAUACUAGAGACAUAUGAAGGCUGGUACAGAGGUCACAGGCUGAGGAGGAAGUCCAACAAAGGGAUCUUUCCUGCCUGUUACAUUCACCUCAAGGAGGCCACCGUUGAAGGCAAUGGGCACAAGGAGACGGUGAUUCCCAACGAGCUGCCUCUGGUCCAGGAGGUCACCACCACCCUGCGGGAGUGGGCUUCCAUAUGGAGAGACCUCUACGUGGGGGACAGGCGUGAGAUGUUUAACUCUGUCAGGGACAUGAUCUAUGACCUGAUCGAGUGGCGAUCUCAGAUCCUGUCAGGGACGCUCCCACAAGACGAGCUGACUGAGCUAAAACAGAGAGUCACCUCUAAGAUCGACUACGGGAACAAGUACCUGGAUCUAGACCUCGUGGUGAGAGAUAAAGAUGGCAACAUCUUGGACCCCGACUCUACCAGCACCGUCUCUCUCUUCAGAGCCCAUGAAGCGGCUUCCAAACAGAUCGAGGACAGGAUCCAAGAGGAGAAGUCUCAGAAACAGAAUGUAGAUCUGAGCAGGCAGGCCAAGUUCGCCCAGACACCGUCCUUCGCUCUCUUCGUCACCCUGAAGAACGUGGUGUGUAAGAUCGGAGAAGAUGCAGAGGUCCUCAUGUCGCUCUACGACCCUGUUGAGUCAAAGUUCAUCAGUGAGAAUUACCUGGUGAGAUGGUCCAGUCAAGGCCUGGUGAAGGAUAUCGACCAGCUACAUAACCUGAGAUCAGUCUUCACUGACCUUGGCAGUGAGGAUUUAAAGAGAGAGAAGAUCAGCUUUGUGUGCCAGAUCGUUAGAGUCGGACGGAUGGAGCUCCGUGACAACAACACCAAGAAGCUGACCUCUGGGCUGAGGAGACCCUUUGGAGUGGCAGUAAUGGAUGUGACUGACAUCAUAACAGGCAAGAUGGAUGAUGAGGACAAGCAGCAUUUCAUCCCCUUCCAGCCGGUGGCGGGGGAGAGCGACUUUCUCCAGACCGUCAUCAACAAGGUCAUCGCCGCCAAGGAGGUCAACCACAAGGGACAAGGUCUGUGGGUGACCCUGAAACUGCUUCCGGGUGAUAUCCAUCAGAUCAGAAAGGACUUCCCUCACCUGGUUGACCGUUCCACAGCCGUGGCCCGCAAGAUGGGCUUCCCAGAGAUCAUCAUGCCAGGUGACGUGCGUAACGAUAUCUACGUAACCCUGGUUCAGGGAGAGUUUGAUAAAGGCAGCAAGUCCACCCCCAAGAAUGUCGAGGUCACCAUGACCGUCUACGACGAGGACGGAAAGAAACUGGAGGUAUUGAGA